Physeter macrocephalus (sperm whale) is the source of this 2246-nucleotide messenger RNA. Its product is annotated as leucine-rich repeat-containing protein 37A3-like. The annotation marks the transcript as partial. The record is from RefSeq and is a predicted model, not a curated record. NCBI's taxonomy places the organism in Eukaryota, Metazoa, Chordata, Mammalia, Artiodactyla, Physeteridae. The transcript has a single exon.
AGCUCAGCAGUCAAACUUGUACGAUGUCACGUUAAACCUCUGGAUCUGGCACUUACCAUAACUCCACAGGUCACUAAAGAGGUUGAACCUUCUCCAGUUCAGCAGGGAGCCCCCACUCAGCCAACAUACUCCGAGGUGACAUUUCCAAAUCCAGAGCAAGUUCAGGCUCAGCAUCCAACCUUGACUGAGGUCACAAUUCAACCUUUGGACCUUGAACUGACCAUAAGGCCAGAACCCACUAAGGCCGAUGAACCUUCUCCAACCAUGCAGGAGACCUUAACCCAGCCUCCAGAACCACAUAAGGAGGUUUUUGUAGCUCAGCCUCCACUAUAUCAGAACCCGAUAGUUCCAGCACCAGAUCAGGAUCAUGCUGAGCAUCCAACAUCACCCAGUAUCACAGUUAAACCUUUGGACCUGGAGCUUACCACAACUCCAGAACCUACUACAGAGUCUGAACAUUCUACAGCCCGGCAACAGACUACAGCUCCCCCUCCACAACACCCUGAGAUGACACUUGCACAACCAAACCUGACUCAAGUCACAGUUCCACCUGUGGACCUGGGAGUUAAAAUAUCUCAGCAAGCAAGGCCAAUCUGAGACAGUUCUUUUUCCUUCCACUCAGUAUCCACAGGUCUUCCUGGUGUAAAAUAUACCCCAGAAAAGAAGCAGCCCGAACAGAAUGCCACCACAAACAUCAGCAUAUGUGAGCUCUGUACCUGCAAAAAUGAGACGCUGUCGUGUGUUGGUCUCAGCCCAAAGCAGCAGCUCCACAGGGUGCCUGAGCCAGAGCCUACCAUCUACAACGGCACCUUCGCCAUCAUGUAAGAAUCGCCUUUCCUCAUUUGUUCUCUGCAUGCUGCCUGACAUGGCAGCCUUUCUUCAGGUCUUCCUGGCUCCUUAUCGCCCCAAUCCACAUUGACUGACUUUCUGUUUCCACCUUUUGUUUGUCAGUGAUUCCUUAUCUUCAUUCUCUUUCUUACUAUUUUUCCCUCUCCUCCAGUCUUUUACUUUUAAUUGCCCUUAUUUUUUCCUUCUCCAUUUUUUACCCCAUUAUUUAAUUCCUUAACAUCUACCCUUCUCCCAUCUUUACUCCAUCCUCUUUACAGCAACAUGUCCCUCUCCCCAUCUCAUUGGUGGUAAUACAACAACGUGGUUAAGAGUAGAGAUUCCGGAGCCAGGCUACCUGGGUUUGAACCCAGGUCUGUCAUUUAUUAGCUUUAUGACUCAACUUCCUCAUCUGUAAAAUGGGGAUUAUGGUAGUCAUCAUCUCAUAGGAUGAGUCCUAUGACUCCUAAAUCUCCUAAUGACUCCAAUCUCAUCGGGAGAUUUAGAUGAGUUAAUAGAGGUAAAGCUCUUCUAUCAGUGCCUAGCAUAUAUUUUAGUGUGAGCUAUUAUGAUUAUUCAAUCCCUCAGUUAUAUCUAGAACUCAUCUUUGUCCCCUGGCUUUCUAUAUGUAGCACCCAUUUUGUGCCCAACCCAGUGCUAAGUACCGUGGGAGCCACAGAAGUAUAUGGCCUUGUCUCCAGAACAUGACAAUGCCAAGUGGGAAGAAAGGGGAUAUGCCUUAAAAGGGAGGUAAUAUAUAAUUAAGUAUUAAGAGAAAUACAGAUAGGUGCUGUAAUUCACCAGAACCUGUAAUCACAGGGGUGUGGAGGUCACGGAAGGCUGCAUGGAUAAGCUAAAUCUUUAACUGGGACUUAAAGAUUGGCUGUGAUUUGUUAGAAAAAUAAUAGGCAGUACAGUCUAGGCAAAGGUGUGACUGCACGGAUGAUCAGAAUUUAAUAGAUGAGUCUGGCUAUAAAGAGUUGGGUUAGGCAACAAUGAAAGAUAGGAUUUUGCUUGGCUAUCGGCAAUGGGGGCUUGAAAGUUACACCGUGAGAUAUGGGGAGCCACUGCAUGUUUUCAAGCAAGAGAGACAAAUGAUUAAAACAAGAGGCUGAUUUUAGAUGUCAUAUGUAGAGCGAUCUAGAGAGGAAAGCUUGAUUCAGGGAGACCAAAUAGAAUGCUUUAGCACAAUCUAGGAGUAAAGUGACAAAGGGCCGAAUUAGAAUGGUUGUCAUGGAAGUAGAAAGAAAAUCCUGAGAGUACUACAGAGGAACAACUGACAAGAUGUAGUAAUUGACUAGAGUUGGGGGAUUGUAGUACAGGAAAGAGAAAAAUCACAUGUGUUGAUGGGCAGAAUGAUGGUGGUAUAACAGGUGGAAAUACAGCACUUGGGAAGCAGAGUCAGUUUGAGGGAGAUGAAU